AGACAACCGUCCGUUUGGUUGUUAUUGUUUGGUGGCCGAAGCGGCUUCUUCUGCUGUCCAGCGUUAUUUACUUCGACCAACAAUGGCCAAAACUUACGGAGAUAAACCCGUGUCUUUCCAGUUGGAAGAAAAUGGAGAAUUUUGGUGCAUUGGGUCCGAGGUUGGUAACUACCUUCGACUGUUUCGAGGGUCACUUUACAAGAAAUUUCCUGGUAUGUACCGCCGAUCAAUUACAAAUGAUGAACGAAAGAAGUUAAUGGAAUUGGGUCUUACCCAGCACGUUUUGGCGUCAAACAUUUCUUUGCUGAGAGCAUCGGAGGUAGAAGAUAUCAUUGAAGGUAAUGAAGAUAAGUACAAAGCUGUCUCUGUGCGCCAGCAGCAAGACCCAGAAGCAGCAGCUGCAAGAGCUGAACAGCGUCAGGUGAAGAAACCAGCUGCCCCAUGGGUGCCAACAAUAUCUAAUUCAUCUCAUUUGGACGCUGUCCCUCAAGCAACACCAAUAAACAGGAACCGUAUCAUUUCCAAGAAGAUUCGAACAUUCCCCAUGUGUUAUGAUGACUUAGAUCCUGCCCAGAUUCACGAAAAUUCAUGUCAGCGGGAAGAGCUUGUCCCAAUUCGUUUAGAUAUGGAGAUUGAGGGACAGAAGCUUAGGGAUACAUUCACUUGGAACAAAAAUGAAAUGCUCAUCACCCCUGAACAGUUUGCAGAGCUCUUGUGUGAUGAUUUGGAUUUGAACCCCAUUAUGUUUGUGCCAGCAAUUUCAACAGCCAUAAAACAGCAAAUUGACCAAUAUCCAUCUCAGUCAAUCAUUGCAGAAAAUUCUGAUACCAGAAUAGUUAUUAAGUUAAAUAUCCAUGUUGGGAACAUUUCCCUUAAUGAUCAGUUUGAAUGGGACAUGUCAGAACCUGAAAAUUCUCCUGAGGAUUUUGCCUCUAAAUUAUGCUCUGAACUGGGCCUAGGAGGAGAGUUUGUAACGGCAAUAGCAUAUUCUGUACGGGGCCAACUCUUUUGGCAUCAGCGAACAUAUGCCUUCAGUGAAGCUCCCCUUCCAUGUGUUGAAGUACCAUUCCGAUCUCAGAGUGAAGCAGACCAGUGGUCUCCAUUCCUGGAAACCCUUACAGAUGCUGAAAUGGAGAAGAAAAUCAGAGAUCAGGACAGAAAUACCAGGCGAAUGCGUCGUCUUGCAAAUACUACUCCUGGAUGGUAAAGGGGAACAGUUCAUACCCUCAUAGUUUUAACCCACUAAUCAUGGAAAGCAGAAUUUUUUUAGGCACGUGUAGUCAUCAGUUAUAAUAAACAUAAUUUAUAUU
Molecule: messenger RNA, 1310 nt
Organism: Macrobrachium nipponense
Lineage: Eukaryota; Metazoa; Arthropoda; Malacostraca; Decapoda; Palaemonidae
Gene: Snr1
Product: SWI/SNF-related matrix-associated actin-dependent regulator of chromatin subfamily B member 1-like
Exons: 9
Coding region: 83-1207 (374 amino acids)
Biological process (GO): positive regulation of pseudohyphal growth by positive regulation of transcription from RNA polymerase II promoter; chromatin remodeling
Cellular component (GO): brahma complex; nucleus; nBAF complex
Molecular function (GO): transcription coactivator activity
Source: RefSeq, a predicted model, not a curated record